CAGAGAAAUAAUAUAAAACACACUUGGUGGUAGGUGAUCGAAGUCAGAUACUAUUUAAUCGUGAUUUGUUUAAGUUCACGACACAAAAAGCGGCGCGUUUAUAAUCACUGUGAUUCGGUUUUAUAUUUUGUGAUAUCUCUGCCUUUCCAAGCCACAAAAACAACAAACAAAAUGUUCACCAAGCCAUCAACCCUUUUAAUGACGACCUUGGUCGCUCUUGCCACAUGGCAGCCAUCAGCUGCACAAUUGGCCUUCCACACCGAUGCACAUACCAACUCGUUUACAUUGAAGGCUCCAGGUCUGCAGCAAUCGUUUACCCGUUAUUACGGUGGACAACGUCAACAGACACAACAGCUACAACAACAACCACAACAACAACAACAGCAACUGGCUCAACAGCCACAAGUGCAACAGUCACAGUUCGCAGCAACACCACAGACCUACACUGGCUUCCAGCAACCGUCUCAAUAUCAACCAGCACAGCAAGCUGCUACAACAACCUAUUAUCCCCAACAGCAACCACAAGCAGCAGCUCCACAAGUCCAACAACAACAAUACCAACCACAGCAAUACCAACCCCAACAAUAUCAACCUCAGUACCAAGGUGCUUUUGCUCAACAAUACCAACCACAAUACCAAAACCCUUCCGCUUUCGCUCAGCCCCAACCUCAAGUUCAACCUCAAGCUCAACCUCAAGAUCAACAGCAAUAUCUGACCGCACAAGAAUAUGCCGCAUACUUGCAACAACAGCAACAAGCUCAAUACUAUAACCAGGCUGAAGUUGCUCAACCUCAACCUCAACAACAGCAACAAGCUCAAUAUGCCCAACCUCAGCCAACAGCAGCUGCCCAACGUGCCACAUCUGCUGCUCCAGCUGAAAAUGCUGAAACUACUGAAGCCAGCCUAUUGGGAAUUCAGUAUUCACCAUCAAACCAAGUCUCCCAUGUUAAAUUCUCCAGCGGAGGAUUGAAUUAUAAUUUUUAAGAAAUCAAGACCUUUGAGUUAUUUAAAAGGAAAAGAGCCUAUUUGAGAAGAAAUUUUGAAAUCUAUUUUUGUAGAAAUAACUUUGAAUUGUGAACAAUAUUUAUUAAAAUUAAAUUAAACAAAAAUUGUAUACUUAUGAA
Molecule: messenger RNA, 1124 nt
Organism: Eupeodes corollae
Lineage: Eukaryota; Metazoa; Arthropoda; Insecta; Diptera; Syrphidae
Product: general transcriptional corepressor trfA
Exons: 3
Coding region: 172-984 (270 amino acids)
Source: RefSeq, a predicted model, not a curated record